AUGAACAAGGAGGAUUCCCGUUCCGCUCCCUGUGCUGCCGCUCUAACCCCAUCUGAUUGCCAAGUUGCUUCCCCAAAACCUAAAUCCAAACUAGACAAAAUCGAUGAUGCUGAUCAACUGCCGGCAUUCACCCUCUCGGAGGUGGACGAGGAGAUCAUCAAGUCUGUGGUGGAGGGCAAGAUCCCUUCAUAUUCUCUCGAAUCCAAGCUUGGUGAUACCCGCCGGGCCGCUGCUAUUCGCCGUGAGGCAUUACAGAGGAUCAGUGGAAAGUCCCUUUCAGGGCUGCCCCUGGAGGGCUUCGAUUACGACACCAUACUAGGUCAGUGCUGCGAGAUGCCUGUGGGUUACGUUCAGAUUCCGGUGGGCAUCGCUGGGCCUCUGUUGCUUGAUGGCAGAGAAUUCUCGGUUCCCAUGGCCACCACGGAGGGCUGCCUGGUUGCCAGCACCAACAGGGGAUGCAAGGCCAUCUAUGUCUCUGGCGGAGCCUCCAGUGUGGUCCUCAGGGAUGCGAUGACCAGGGCUCCCGUUGUCAGGUUCGGCACUGCCAAGCGCGCUGCUGAUUUGAAGUUUUUCCUCGAGGACCCUCUCAAUUUCGAGGCCUUGUCGCUUGUUUUCAACAGUUCCAGCCGAUUUGGAAGGCUUCAGAGCAUCAAGUGUGCUAUUGCGGGCAAGAAUCUCUACAUCAGGUUCUCCUGCAGUACUGGUGAUGCAAUGGGCAUGAACAUGGUCUCUAAAGGUGUGCAGAAUGUGAUGGACUUCCUUGACAAGGAAUUCCCAGACAUGGAUGUUAUUGGCAUAUCUGGAAACUACUGUUCAGACAAGAAACCGGCUGCUGUGAAUUGGAUUGAAGGUCGGGGUAAAUCAGUUGUUUGUGAGGCUAUCAUCAAGGAAGAUGUGGUGAAGAAGGUCCUCAAGACUACCGUUGAGUCCUUGGUGGAGCUCAACAUGCUUAAGAACCUUACUGGUUCUGCUAUGGCUGGAGCUCUAGGUGGCUUCAACGCCCAUGCCAGCAAUAUUGUCUCUGCUAUAUAUAUUGCCACUGGCCAAGAUCCUGCACAAAAUGUAGAGAGUUCUCAUUGCAUCACCAUGAUGGAAGCUGUCAACAAUGGAAAGGACCUUCAUGUAUCUGUAACAAUGCCUUCUAUUGAGGUCGGUACAGUCGGAGGUGGGACACAACUGGCCUCUCAGUCAGCUUGCCUGAACCUGCUUGGAGUGAAGGGAGCCAGUAAGGAGGCUCCAGGAUCAAACUCAAGGCAGUUAGCUAGCAUUGUAGCUGGGGCCGUUCUUGCUGGAGAGCUCUCUCUCAUGUCAGCACUUGCUGCUGGCCAACUCGUCAAGAGCCAUAUGAAGUACAACAGGUCCAACAAGGACGUGUCUAAGGCUUCGUCUUGA
This is a messenger RNA of Fraxinus pennsylvanica, 1392 nucleotides long. NCBI's taxonomy places the organism in Eukaryota, Viridiplantae, Streptophyta, Magnoliopsida, Lamiales, Oleaceae. The record is from the annotation of a GenBank genome assembly.